This is a messenger RNA of Stylophora pistillata, 1155 nucleotides long. RefSeq names its product cilia- and flagella-associated protein 58-like. The record is from RefSeq and is a predicted model, not a curated record. Lineage: Eukaryota; Metazoa; Cnidaria; Anthozoa; Scleractinia; Pocilloporidae.
AUGGCAGGAAAAUCAGGAAAAGGAACAAGACAAAAGGAAAGAGCAAGAGAGUUCAAUUUAUUUGAAUCAAAAUCACUGAUUUACAAGAAAGCUAGAGUCAUUUCACAACUCAAAUGCAUGAUUCACUCUCAUAGUAGGAACGAGCUGGUUAAAAUAAAGGACGAACAGACAAAAGAAAGGGAAGAAAUGCUGUCUGAAAUUGCCAAGCUUAAAGAAGAAAUUCAAGUGCGAAGUUAUGAAGCGCAGCGAGAAGCCAGGAGAAGGGAGAAUAUCGAGAGGGGAUUGAGAGAAGCAAAGCUUGAUUUAGAAAAUAGAAAUGCUGAGCUGAAAACGAAAGCAGGAAAUCUUCAACGUGCACAGGAAGACAUCACAAAGCUUAAAGAAGAUAUUCAAGUGCGAAGUUAUGAAGCGCAGCGAGAAGCAAGGAUAAGGGAGAAUAUCGAACAGGGAUUCAAUCAAGCAAAGCUUGAUUUAGAAAAUAGAAAUGCUGAGCUGAAAACGAAAGCAGGAAAUCUUCAUCGUGCACAGGAAGAGAUCGCAAAGCUUGACCAGCAACUCAAGGAAGAGAAGGUACUAAAUGAAAAAGCCAUGAAGGAUACAGACAUGUUGAAGGCUCACAUUACCAAGGUGCAGCAAGAUUUUGAUCAGCAACGUCUUAGCUAUGAUCGGCUGGACACAGAAAAUACACAAAAAGCUGCUGAGUUGAAGGCAAAAGAAGACCAGAUUAAUGGGCUGAAACAGGACACCGAGCGUUUGACAAAAAUGGGAGAACCCAUCCAGAGGAAGCUGAAAACCAUUGAGGAUCAGAAGAUUGAAGUUGAGCAGCAGAAAGAAACUUUGAAAGGACAAGUAACGGGAUUGGAAAAAGAACUUGAAUCGAAUAAGAAGCAGGCUGAAGCAGAUAAAAAAGCCAUCGAUGAUCUUGUCUCGUUCACAGACAUCCUUAACAAGGAGAAGAUGACAGAAAAAGAAGAAAUGAAGAUUGAAAUGGAAAAAUUGCAGCGAAACUUUGCCAUCUAUCGCCUGGAGGCGAAGAUGGCUCUUAAUGAGCUUCAGAACAAAUUAGAGGAUGCGGAGAAAGCUCGUGCAAAUGCAAAGAAAAAGAACUUGUUAAGAAGAGCAUUCAGUCGACUCGCUCAACUCUUCCGUCGUUGA